AUGAGAAUUGAAAAGUGCUAUUUCUGCUCGGUCAGUGUAUACCCCGGUAAAGGUACUGCAUUCGUUAGAAAUGAUGCGAAAGUAUUCCGGUUUUGCUCCUCGAAAUGCAACAAAAAUUUCAAAAUGAAGAGGAAUCCUCGUAAACUCAGAUGGACGAAAGUAUUUAGAAGGGCGGCCGGGAAAGAAAUGACCGUUGACUCCACAUUCGAAUUCGAAAAACGGCGAAAUGCCCCAAUUAGAUACAAUCGUGAACUGUUCCAGAAGACGAUGAAAGCGAUGACUCGCAUCGCAGAGAUCAAGUCUCGAAGAGCGCAUGUCUUCUGGAAGCAUCGCAUGAUGGCCGCUCGCGAGAAAGUGCGUGAAGCACACAGGAAGAAGAAACUCGCCAAGGCCGAGAAAGAGAAAGCAUACGUUGCGUCAACUGAACUUGUCGAGCCGAUUGCCAAAAUGGAUAUUGUCAAGGAGAAGAUCAAGGUGCCAGUCAAAGCGAGUCGAAAGAGUGCAUUACGUCCUGGCGAAGGGAAAUCUAUGGGCAUGGACCUUGAUUGAUAUCUUUGCAAUUCUCCAUCCUACAUUAAGCGGCCAUUGUCGUUCGUCACUUAUCAACUCACGUAUAUAUUUGGGCCUUGUAGCUUAAUCCUGUAAACAUGUCCACUGGUGCACUGAUAUGUGCACGCUGGAGUAUACUAAUCAUUUUUGCAC
Molecule: messenger RNA, 702 nt
Organism: Cantharellus anzutake
Lineage: Eukaryota; Fungi; Basidiomycota; Agaricomycetes; Cantharellales; Hydnaceae
Product: ribosomal protein L24e-domain-containing protein
Exons: 6
Coding region: 1-549 (182 amino acids)
Biological process (GO): ribosomal large subunit biogenesis
Cellular component (GO): nucleolus
Source: RefSeq, a predicted model, not a curated record